This is a messenger RNA of Marasmius oreades (fairy-ring Marasmius), 1966 nucleotides long. RefSeq lists its product as uncharacterized. The record is from RefSeq and is a predicted model, not a curated record. The transcript has 7 exons. Lineage: Eukaryota; Fungi; Basidiomycota; Agaricomycetes; Agaricales; Marasmiaceae. Gene Ontology annotation, molecular function: FAD binding. Bases 156 to 1859 code for a protein of 567 amino acids.
UUCCAACUUGAGUGGUCUUAGCCAAUUGCGAUUGGUCAUCCAUAAACCAAGUCUGGAGACCUGUACUCCUACCACUGAGUACAAAUACGACUCCAUUUACGAUGAAGGGCCCAACAUACACGCUCCCACUCGGUGAAUAGAAUCUUGAAAGCUUAAUGGCUCAGCCCAUUCUCAUCGUUGGUGCAGGCCCUGUCGGUCUAGUACUCGCUCUUUCACUUCUCCAAAAUGGCGUUUCCGUACGAAUAAUUAACAAACAGCUUUCUCAUCCAGUUGGUCAUCGUGGAUCUGGGCUUCAGCCCAGAACGUUAGAACUCUACAAACUCCUAGGUAUACUACCUGACAUCCAAAACCAGUCUGGACCAUUUCCACCGAUGAAAGUUUAUACGUCGCCAGAAGGACCUGAACCUGUGAAGGAGUUUAGUAUGAUUGAGGAUUUAGAGGCGACACCUGAAUAUCCUCUCGUCAAUGUAGCAAUGUUGAGUCAGGACCGACACGAGGCUCUCAUCCGCGACGUCCUUGCGAAGAAAUACAACACACAUGUUGAGCUUGGCACAGAACUUAGGUCGUUCGUACAGAACCGUCAUACGGGUCAAGUCGAAGCACGUAUCGUCAAACUCGUUGAUGGGAAUGAAGUAGAAGAAGCGGCUAUUUACGACUUUCUAAUAGGAGCGGAUGGAGCGCGGAGUGUUGUUAGGAAACAAUUAGGCCUUACGUUCCUUGGAGAGUCUCGAACUGAGGCGAGUAUGAUCGUGGGGGAUUUAGAGGUUAAGGGAUUGCCGGACAGGAAGUAUUGGCGUGGUUGGGCUGAUGGUCAAAGAAUCUUCGUGUCUCUCCGCCCCUGGGAAACCGAUGGAGACCUUUACAACCUCUUAAUCGCGGGCUCAGAAGUUGACGUUACCCGUCUCGCCUCUAACAUCGAAGAGAUGAUCAGGAUGAUCAAUGCUACCAUCGGCAGGGAACUCGAAUUCGGGGAUGUUCUGUGUUCAGGUAUAUGGACGCCCAACAUCCGGAUGGUAGAUAGGUUUGGUGAGGGAAGGGUGUUUGUGGCUGGUGACGCUGCACACGUACAUAGUCCUAACGGCGGUCAAGGCAUGAAUUCUGGCGUACAAGACGCCAUCAACCUAGGAUGGAAACUUUCUCUCGUUCAGAAAGGCCUGGCCCCUUUGGGCCUACUCACCUCGUAUAACGACGAGAGACUUUCGAUUAUCGCUGUGAUGCUCAAGAAAACGACAUUGCUACUCGAUAAAACGAUGUCUGUAAAUUGGAAGGAAACGGAAGAUACGGAUAUGUUUGGGUUCAAGAAAGGGUUUGAGAUGAGACAGUUGGGGGUGAACUAUCGAGGGAGUCCGAUUGUUGUGGAUGAGAGAUAUUCGGGUUCGAGACUGGAGGUGGUUGAUCCGUACAAGGGUGGGCUAGAUGGGAGAGUGAGGGCUGGGGACAGGGCUCCUGCCGCUGGUGGUCUUGUUUGUGUUCCAGCGGAGGAAACUGGGGAGAUGACAACGACUCUGUUUGACGUGUUCACGCCGUCGAAGCAUUCCAUGUUGGUUUUUGCGAAGGAAGGGCGAGAUGACUCUGAGGUGGAGCAGGUUCUGGGUGUGGUAAAUACUCUGUUUCCGGAGGGUACGGUGCAGACUAUUGUCUUGUACCCGUAUUGUCAGAAUCACAAUGUGGCUGGGACUCGAGCGGACUGGACUCUCGUCGAUAAAGAGGGGUAUGCGUUCAAGCAUUAUCAUUAUAGCGUCUACGCUGAGGAUCGGUGGAAAAUGGUCGUGGUCAGGCCGGAUGCGUAUAUCGGGGCGAUUGUGGAGGGGGAGGAAGGCUUGCGUGAGUAUGUGAAGUUGGUGUUCGGAACUCGGUGACUAUGGUUCGAGGUUGAUUAGAUUAUUAUUUUUCUGUAUCUCCUGAAGAGCACUAGGAUAUGUAUUCUUGUAUUUGAAAUGGACCGUUUAUUCAAACUUCUUGCUGG